Messenger RNA from Paramecium octaurelia, 685 nucleotides. The record is from the annotation of a GenBank genome assembly. Lineage: Eukaryota; Ciliophora; Oligohymenophorea; Peniculida; Parameciidae.
AGACCAAAAUAUCUUUUAUCCUCUUAAAAAGGUAAAUAUAAAAAUAUUUUUUUACCAUAUUGUUAGCAACUUCUGAUUUUUCAUGAGUUAUGUAAUGUGAGUUUAUAUUCAAAGAGUCAAUAAAUUUAGCAAGUAUUUAUCAACUCAGAACAAAUCUUCUUAAACCCUCCUAUGAAGUGAGCAUCUAUGAAAUGGAAUAGGCUGAAACUAUCCUCUUUAUGGAAACUCAGGAUGCAUUUUAUUAAAUGGGAGUAGUUUCAAGGAGAAUAAGUAAACUAAUUUUUUAAUUUCAUUUAUUUGGAGGAAUCUUCCAUUUUAAAAUAAAAAAGAAAGUUAGCUCUGAUCACUUGAAAGAAUAAAGUUUUAUUCCACUACUAUAACUGGAUGAGGUUUAGAUAAGCAUUUUAAAGUUGGUUAUCUUGAUGUUUCAAUCUUAAGUCAAGGGGGUGAACUAUGCGAAAGGUAAGAAGAAAUUUUAUGGGAAUUGAUGAAUUUCCUAAUAAAUUUAAUCUAACUAAGAGAUAAAACGUCACUUUGAAAAAUAAAAAUCAUUCCAGUCUGAAGUACGAUAAUGGAGGUUAAGAAAGUAGCUUAUAUUUAGAAUUAUAUAAAGAAGAUCUAAAAAUAUUAAAACCUUAUAGAGGAAAUUUAGAAGAAGUGAGCCAAAGGUGAAUAUAUUUUAAAG